UCGCGCUGGAAAAUAGGUCACGGUGUAGGCCUCACGAUCGAUGCUUUUGGGUUUUUGUGUGCUCACACUCGUUUGUGGGCGCAUAUGAAUAGCCAUGUUUUCACCACUGUAAAAAAGACCCUAGUAGUUUUGCACCCUUGUAAACAAAGAAAUUGUAUGGGCCAGUUUUCUCAGUGGGCACUUGAGAACACUACUUCAUUAUGGGACGCUGGUGAUUGCGAACUUAUCCAUUCGACACACACUUCGACCAGGUCACGGAAACAUGAGACAUGGACCGACGUGGAGUCUCGUACUGACCGCCAUGAUGACGAGCCUCGGAUCCUCGUUUCUCAUUGGCUACAACUUCGCCGUUCUGAAUCUACCAGCACUGCAUGUUCAACAGUUUCUCAGUGCUACUGUUCUCAAGCCGACGAGAAAUCGAACCGUAGAGGGCUUCAUUGAUCCGGAAUUUCUGUACGCCCAGGUUGGUACCACCUACGUUGUCGCUGGUGCACUCGGCGCUCUUGCUUCUGGAUGGAUAGCGGAAGUCCUAGGAAGACGAAACGGGCUCAUAGUCAACCAUGCUUUUGCCAUCCUGGGAAGCCUCUUGUGUGCGCCGUGCGUAUACGCCAGUCAGGCGGCCUUGCUAUUUGUUGGCCGCUUCUUCAUUGGUCUCAAUUGUGGCAUCACAACGGGUAUCGCACCGAUGUAUCUGGCCGAAGUUUCACCUCGCGAACUCCGUGGGGUAGUUGGAGCGUGUUAUCAUCUGGGCAUCACUCUGGGCAACGUGAUCGCCUAUGCGGUCACUUUGACCAGCACACUGAACACGAAUGAAUUGUGGCCCAUCGCAUGCGGAUUGUGUGUUAUACCGGCGACAAUCUCCCUCCUCAUUCUGCCAUUCUGCCCAGAGAGUCCGCGUUUCCUGUUUAUAAAGAAAGGUGAUGAGAUUGCAGCGCAAACUGCUUCCCGUCGUCUUAACGCCAAAGAGGACGUUGAAGAGCUUAUCAGUGAAUUAAGGGAAGAAAUGGUGAACGUCAAAAGCCAACCUCAGUUCAAGUUCACACAGCUAUUCGUCCGCAAGGAUCUCCGCAUGCCGAUGUUGCUUGCCUGCCUAGUAGUAUUGCAACAACAACUCUCUGGUAUACAUGCGGUCGUCAGCUACUCAUCCACCAUGCUCAAAAUCACAGGUAUUGCGGAUCAACAUAUUCAAUACUGUGUGCUAGCAAUCGGUCUGCUGAAUGUGGGAGCAACAAUAAUAGCGCUGAUGUUACUGGAACAGGCCGGACGCCGAACGCUCCUCCUCUGGCCUACGGUUGUUCUCGCCUUGACCCUUUUUCUCAUGAUUGUCACAGUGAAUGUGGCCUCGGAUGCAACUGACGCGCUACGACGAUCGAUGGGAAUCGCCUCAGCUGUCCUCAUGUUCAUCUACGUCGGGGCAUACGCCUUGGGUUUGGGCCCCGUUGCCGCUUUGAUUGUGUCCGAAGUAUUCCGCCAGGGACCUCGCGCAGCAGCCUAUUCACUGAGUCAGUGCUUGAUGUGGCUCUCAAAUUUAUUGGUCUUGGGCACUUAUCCAAGCAUUGUUAAAGCGAUCAAAGGCUAUUCCUUUUUGCCAUUUCUGGUAGUGGUGGUGGCCUGUUGGGUGUUCUUCGUCUUGUACAUGCCGGAGACACGUAACCGCAAAUUCGACGAAGUCGCUCAUGAUUUGGCCCACAAACGAAUGGUUAUUGGGAGAUCCACACUCAUACCGAAAGGCCCUUCACCAAUUGAGUUGAGCCAAGAGGAUAAAACGUAGGUGAGCAUCGAUCGAGCCUUCAUGACGAGAUGAGUUUACAGUGGACUGUACCACUCUACGAAGGUUUGGAUACGUGGACGAACCAAGGUUAAUUGGUGGUGGUGCUUCUAACAGUCCGUUGCGAUAAACCAGUUUAUGCUCUUAUAUUCAUAACCUGCUUCCUAUCUGCCUAUGUUGUUCUGGUGGUGUGCAUAGAGCUGUCAUUUGUAGUAAUCUUCUGACCCCACCCAAUUUCUACGGCAAAUGUCCCCCAAAACCAUUCACAAAAUUUUGUUGCCAAUGCACUUUGCUAUACCUUCGGGUCUUGCACAUAGUUUAACAGAUUAUCCACUCCAAGUAUGGUUGAAUGAAGCAUUUCACUGGGUGCCAAUAAACCAUGUUUUACUUGUUA
Dicrocoelium dendriticum is the source of this 2162-nucleotide messenger RNA. NCBI's taxonomy places the organism in Eukaryota, Metazoa, Platyhelminthes, Trematoda, Plagiorchiida, Dicrocoeliidae. The record is from the annotation of a GenBank genome assembly.